Messenger RNA from Penicillium cosmopolitanum, 3411 nucleotides. Its product is annotated as putative DNA damage repair protein Mus42. The transcript has 3 exons. NCBI's taxonomy places the organism in Eukaryota, Fungi, Ascomycota, Eurotiomycetes, Eurotiales, Aspergillaceae. Gene Ontology annotation, molecular function: damaged DNA binding; deoxycytidyl transferase activity; DNA-directed DNA polymerase activity. The record is from RefSeq and is a predicted model, not a curated record. Gene Ontology annotation, cellular component: nucleus. Gene Ontology annotation, biological process: error-prone translesion synthesis; error-free translesion synthesis. Bases 1 to 3411 code for a protein of 1136 amino acids.
AUGGGCUCUCGUCAUGAUGCCUCCUCUAGUGCGGUGCGGAAGCGGAUCGAGAAUCAUGACUUCAACAAUGAGACCGGCGAGGAGUAUGAAGCCUCCAGCUUCGGCGGCUUCGCAGAUUAUAUGCGCCGGAAGAAGAUCAAACUUCAGAAUUUAGACGCAGAAAUCCGAUCAACAUCCGGCGACUGUCCACCUAUCUUCCGCGGGGUCGUCGCGCAUGUUAAUGGCUACACCCAACCCUCCCUCCAAGAUCUCCACCGUCUAAUCGUCAGUCAUGGUGGUGGCUUUCUACAAUACCUAGAUAGUAAGACUAUUGCUACGCAUAUAAUCGCCAGUUCAUUGACCCCAAAGAAACGAGAAGAGUUUCGAAGGUAUCGCAUCGUGAAACCUGCUUGGAUAACCGAAAGCAUUAAGGCCGGCCGUUUACUUCCUUGGGAUGAAUAUCGUGUGGUAGACGAAGGGCAUGCUCAAAAAAUCUUAAAGUUCGGUGAUGGUCGCUUUGGCAGUCAGGCCAACACUCCCCGGUCGAGUUACAGAGACGAAUCCAGAAAAAGCUGGUACAACGCACAAAUAAAAUCGAUGAGCUCAGCUGGGAUGUCAGAAACUCCAUCUAAGCCACCCCGGCCAUCUCCAAACUUCCCAAGUCAGCCCUCACAAUCCGACUAUGGUGAUUUCCCAAGCUUCACUGCUCUCGAUGGCGACAAAUCCAGAUCUCCCACCAAGGAGCCCCGGGAUUCAAACAUCACCCCCGAGAAGCCGACGACUACCAAUACCUCUGAUGAAAUACGUCGAGCUUCGCCUGAAAGAGAACUACAAAUUUCGGAGAUACCUGCGGUAGCAAGCAAACCCAGUCCUUCGUUGGACCCCCAGAUGACCUCCGAGGAAUACAACGCACAGCUCCUCACCGACCCCCGAAUGCGAAAUUCAAGCUUUGCCAAUCCCGACUUCAUUCAGCAAUAUUAUCGAGAGUCCAGACUUCAUCAUCUGUCAACUUGGAAAGCUGAGCUGAAAGCCCAACUUCAAGCAGCAACCAGGGAGAAGGCGCAAUCACAGCCUCCUCCAAAAAGAGCUGCACCUAGAUCAAGAAGAUACAUUCUUCAUGUUGAUUUUGAUUCGUUCUUCGCCGCCGUUUCGAUUCUAAAACGACCAGAUCUCAGAGAGAAGCCGGUGGCCAUUGCUCACGGUUCAGGUCCUGGUUCUGAGAUCGCCAGUUGUAAUUACGUCGCGCGGGGUCACGGUGUGAGAAACGGCAUGUGGAUGAAAGGUGCUCUGCAGGCAUGCCCUGAACUUCAGGUUCUGCCUUACGACUUUCCCGCGUAUGAGGAUGCGAGUCGCAAGUUCUACAGCUCUGUCCUUGCUAUUGAUGGCAUUGUUCAAAGCGUGAGCAUUGACGAAGCGCUCAUCGAUAUUACAAAUCAAUACGAGAUUGCCCAAAACUUGCGGGAUUCGAUCAAAGAAAAGACAAAAUGUGCCGUUUCAGUUGGGAUCGGCGGCAACAUUUUAUUAGCCAAAGUGGCGCUGAGAAAAGCAAAGCCAGCAGGACAGUUCCAACUUAAGCCGGAGGCCGUCCUAGAUUUUAUCGGAGACCUGACCAUUAGAGAUCUUCCGGGCUUUGGUUUCAGCCUUGGAAGUAAGAUGGAGGAGCUUGGUGUUAAAUUCGUCAAGGAUGUUCGCGACAUUCCUAGGGAGAGAUUGGUCUCCAGUUUAGGGCAAAAAACCGGUCUGAAAAUCUGGGAAUAUGCUCGGGGUAUUGACAAGACCGAGGUCGGCAACGAGGUACUGCGAAAAUCAGUUUCGGCGGAGGUCAAUUGGGGCAUCCGAUUUGUCAAUCAGGAACAGGCGGAUGACUUUGUCAGUUCUCUAUGCAAAGAACUCCACGGGAGACUUGUUGAAAACCUGGUCAGGGGCAAACAACUUACGCUAAAGGUCAUGCGGAGGUCAAUGGAUGCUCCCCUUGAGUCCACAAAACACCUCGGUCACGGCAAGUGUGAUACGUUCAACAAAAGCGUCGUCAUUGGCGUGGCCACCAAUGCCUCCGACAUUUUAGGCAAGCAAGCCAUCUCAAUGUUGCGAAGCUUCAACUUCUCCCCGGGUGAUCUCAGAGGUCUGGGUGUCCAAAUGACCAAGCUGGAGCCGCUCAAGGCUGGGCCCACUACAACCCUUGAAAGUAGCCAGCGCCAGCUCAAUUUCCAGGCAUCCCCCGUACGGAAGAAGCCGGUGGUGAAUGUCGACCCUGAUGAAUUGGACAGUCCCCAAAAGGGUGAUUCUGCCAGGAUCCAGGUCGAUCCAGUCCUCAGCAACAGUGCGCAUAAGCCAAUGAACAUGUCCGGAUCUCAGUUCAUCAUGCCCACGCAGGCAGAUCCUCAGAUCAUCUCAGAACUACCCGGAGACAUCAGAUCAAGGCUUGUGGCACAGGCAAAACCCCGACAAGACUCCCGCUCUGGCUCUCCAUGUCCAUGUCCGCCUCCCCGUUCGCGAGAAACUGUUAAUACCGAUCUACCUCCUCAGUCCCAGUUGGAUCCGGAGAUCUUGGCUGCUUUGCCCGAUGAUGUUCGAAAUGAAGUACUGGGCUACUACAGUGAACAACCCACUACAUCCGCCCCCUUGGCACCACCUCCACUGCCAGCAGCAUCUAUACCGCGACCCGCAUCUGCUAGUGGACUCAAACUAAGAAGGCCAACAUCCCCUCCUAAGAAGAGGCGCGGUCGUCCUCCGAAAUCUGCGUCAACUGCCAACAGCCAUGUAAAACAGUCGAGUUUUGCAUCGCCACGAGCUGCGGCUGUUGCAACGUCAACAAGCCAAACGACAUCUCGACAGCCUUCUCCGGCUAUACAAGAACAGCCCGAAGCCUCAGCCGAAUUUCUCGCUGCACUUCCUGAAGACAUCCGACAAGAAAUUCUCGAAGAACAAAAGCGAGCACGAAUGGCCCAGAUCCCUCGUGUCUCCGCUCCAGCACCAACCAGGCCACCCUCCCAGCCACAAGCACCGUCCGCACCUGCACCUGCUCCUGUUCCUGCUCAGGUUGAAAAGGUGUUACAUCUACCUCCUCUUCCCGAACGCCCUGUCUUCACAUCGCAGCGUCUAUCUGCUUUGCCAGAUCUGCGAGAUGCAGUCGGCGCAUGGCAUUCGGCUUUUGCAACCGAUGGUCCCUACGAGGAAGAUGUCCAGGCCCUAUGCACGUACCUGCGGUGCGUCAUUUCUGAUGAAAAGGAUAUUGAUAAAGCUUCUUCUGUGGUGCGCUGGCUGAUGUGGCUUGUUGGCGAACAUGCCUCUCCGGAUGAUUUUGUUGAGAAACAACCCCCUCGAUCUGCACAGAGUGAUAUCGUGACUUGGGCCGAUGCAAUUCACGUAACGCAAAGUGCUGUACAGCGUGCUUUGGAUGAGAGGGGAUUGCCAUCUGUGGAAUUUGAAUAG